AUGGUACAUUUAUUGCAAAAAAAAAAAAGACGAAAUACUGUGACAACUGAUAAUAAUUCAUUGGAAGUAUUAUGCAAAUUGAUUGAAAGCCCGCAUAUAUCAUUGAGAGUUGUAGCAAAAGAUUUAAAUUUAUCAUAUUCUGCUGUUCAAAAAAUUUCUAAAAUGUAUAAAUAUCAUGCUUACUUAUCGACUCGUGUUCAGCAACUCCAGCCAACAGAUUGUGAACGUCGUAUUACUUUUGUUGCUCAUAUGAUGGUUCAGCUAGAAGAUGAUCCCACUAUUUUGGAAAAAAUUUUAUGGACUGAUGAGGUGAACUCACCGGUAAGAAACAUUACAGAAGUAAAUAAGUCUGCAGGUACCACAAAUUCUUUAGAAAGUUUUAGUGAGGCAUCAAAUUCACAAUCACAGCAAGAUGAUUUUAUUUGUGAAAAUAAUCAAACGCUCAACAAUGCUAAUGACAUAGGUUAUUUUGUAGAAUGCCUAUCUUUAACAGAUGCUGAUAAAAAGCUUGUGCUAACUAAUCUAUGGGUAUCAGAUGUUAAAUAUAAAUUCCCAUUGCUUGCAAAAAAUGAAAAACGUGGCUUAAGAUUUCAGCAUAAAUUGUUAAAAGAAUUUAAUUGGCUGGCAUAUUCAAAUGUUAAAAAUGGGACAUUCUGUAAAUACUGUGUAUUGUUUGCUAAAAAUGGUGGUAUUGGAAGCCAGCCUUUGGGUAGCCUUGUUACUGUUGCUUUCAGCAACUGGAAGAAGGCAAAAGAGACUUUUCGGGCUCAUGGAAGUUUGAAAUAUCAUACAUUGUCUGUUCUAGACUCUGAGCACUUUUUAAAAGUAAUAGAAAAAAAGGAACUGUCUAUAAUAGAACGCAUAGACAAUAAUAGAAUGGUACAAAUUGAAGAAAAUAGAAGGAGAAUAAGACCAAUUAUUGAGUGUAUAAUUCUAUGUGGUAAAGAAGAGUUGGCUUUGAGAGGACUUAGAGAUUUUGGUGAUAUCUUAGUAGAUGUAAGGAAACUAGUUAAUGUGAUUAAUAAAUCUAAAUGUUUCUCUGUUUUGGCUGAUGAAACAACCGACAUCUCGACUAAAGAGCAACUCAGUGUAUGUGUUCGAUAUAUUGAUGAAAACAAUAAGUUGCAAGAGAACUUUUUACAGUUUUUUGAAAUUGAUAGCUUGACUGGUAAUGACUUGGCUAAUUCAAUAUUAAAUGGCUUAAACAGAUGUGGACUUGAUUGCAAUUAUUUAUAUGGCCAAGGCUAUGAUGGGGCCAGUAAUAUGGCUGGUCGAUUUAAAGGAGUACAGACUAUUGUGAGAUCUAAAUACCCCAACGUCAUAUAUGUACAUUGUGCAGCACAUUCGCUGAAUUUAGCUGUUUCAACGGCUAGUGGUAUAAAACCAAUCAGAAAUUGUUUUGGGGUGAUCGAAAAAGUUUAUAAUUUUUUCAAUACCCCUAAAAGAAAUUCUGUUCUUUUAAAUACCAUUGAGAAUUCAAAUAAUGCACCUCAAGUAAAACAACUCAAACGGCUUUGUGCUACUCGUUGGAUUCAACGUUAUGAUUCUGUAAAUUAUGUUUCUGAACUAUUUUCAUUUGUUCUCAAUGCAUUAGACAUUAUAUCUGAUUGGAAAGAAUCAACAGAUGCUGGAAUGCUUCAGAAAGCGUUAAAAGAUUCAGAAUUUUUGAUUUCCUUGAAUGUUAUAAAUGUUAUAAAGGUAUUAUUUUCUUAUGGACUUCCAUUGUGUAAACAAUUGCAAAAAGUUCAAAUUGRUUUGAAAAAGACAAUACGCAUAGUAGAAAAUGUAAUAGCUACUUUAAAAUGCAUCAGAGAAAAUAAUGAAAUAGAAUUCAAAAUUAUCUAUGAUAAUGUCAAAAAAAUGGCAGAUGAUGUUGAAAUUGAAUUGCUAGAGAAAAGAAUUUCUUUUAAACAAACACAUAGAGCUAAUCAAAAUUUACAAAACCAUUCUACCGAACAAUAUUAUUGUGUAACAGUAUUUUUACCAUAUAUUGAUUACUUUACAUCACAACUUACUGAGCGUUUUAUAAAUCAUAAAAGUAUUUUUGAAGGGUUCGAUUGCAUUUUUAAAACCCAGACAUUGCCACUGGAAAUAAAUGACCGAGAACAAUUUAAUAAGCUUGUGAACAUAUAUUCACCCGUUGUAGAUAAAUUCAAUAGCAUAGCCGAAUUCAACAUGUGGAAAACAAAACUAAUCACAGAUAAUAUCAUUCUUAGUUCAGGAUUACAGGCCUUAGAAAUUUGUGAUCAAGAAUUUUAUCCCAACAUUUAUAUGUUGAUAAAAAUAUUUUGUACACUUCCAGUGUCAACAACAACUCCUGAACGUUCAUUCUCUAAUCUAAAAAGAAUUAAAACUUAUCUCAGGAAUAGUAUGAAUGAAACUAGACUGAAUGGAUUGGCUCUAUUAGCAUGCCAUACAGAAACAAAGAUUACACCAGAUGAAGUCAUUGAAGAAUUGUGUCUGAAAAAUAGAAGACUGGAGUUGAUUUUGUAA
This is a messenger RNA of Diuraphis noxia (Russian wheat aphid), 2493 nucleotides long. RefSeq names its product 52 kDa repressor of the inhibitor of the protein kinase-like. Gene Ontology annotation, molecular function: protein dimerization activity. The record is from RefSeq and is a predicted model, not a curated record. Lineage: Eukaryota; Metazoa; Arthropoda; Insecta; Hemiptera; Aphididae.